CAACCGUCGGUUAUGUUAGGCCUAGAGAGUUGCAGCUCCACAGGUUGUGUAUUAACUCCUGAAAUGUGGCUUCCGCUUUUGCUAUAGACCGGCUUUUACCUCAACAGUUACUGUGCGUGAUACAAGAUUUCUUGGUGAAUCGUUUGCUCCACCUACCUUUCUUAAAACGGAUACUUAUCAUCGUUGAACCUCUGCCUUGUUUUGCUGACAGUGUCGCCGAUUGUGUGCCGUUCCUCUGACCGAUCGAGCCUUCCGUACUUUAGGCUUAAUGAAUUCCGAUCGGUGAAAACGAUUGUCGCAAUGCCAUUCUACGAAAAAACUCUGGCCAUUAUCAACCCUAAUCUCCUCCCCAGAACUCCAGAAAUAAAAGCCAUUAUAAAAUCAUCCGGCCUCGCGGUGAUUCGAGAGAGAAGGGUCCAGCUCAGAAAAGACCAGGCGGUUCAUUUUUUCUCUCAGCAGCAGCAACCAACUGACCGCCUCCAGAAAGCCAAUUCCGUCGAUGAUGAUGACGACGUGAAACGAGAUUUAAAAGCCUUUCUCGACUCGAUGACCAGUGGUCCCAUCGACGUAUUGAUCAUAGCAGGAUUCGACGCCGUGCACAGAUGGCUGGAGCUCAUUGGUCAAGCUGACCCCGAGAUCCUCCGUAGAGAGCAAACCAAUUGCAUUAACGUUUUGUUCGGUGACGGAGUGCAUGGCAGUAGCGAUCUCAGAGCUGCCAGCAGAGAAAUUCGAUUUUUUUUUCCGGACACUUUGUUCGAAGCGGACUAUGGCCUAGGAAGCGCCAGGGAGUACUUGUCACAGACUGUGAGUCCUUUGCUUUUAAAAGGGCUCGUUACGAUGUCUAAAGAAAAGCCGCAAAUCCCUGUACUUUGGAUGGCCCAAUGGCUGCUCAGGAAUCGACCACACGAAUAGCAGAGCUGUUGUGAGAAUGGAAAAUAAUGAGAAUAAAAACAUUUGUUCUUUGU
This is a messenger RNA of Argiope bruennichi, 965 nucleotides long. RefSeq names its product nucleoside diphosphate kinase homolog 5-like. Gene Ontology annotation, biological process: negative regulation of oxidative stress-induced intrinsic apoptotic signaling pathway. The transcript has 2 exons. The record is from RefSeq and is a predicted model, not a curated record. Lineage: Eukaryota; Metazoa; Arthropoda; Arachnida; Araneae; Araneidae. The coding region runs from base 301 to 912 and encodes 203 amino acids.